UCCGAUAAGAGAUCGCUAAGUUGAUUUCUCGAUGCACAAACUAUCUUUCUUUUCUACUUAUACCACCUUUUUUUUCACGAGUUCUUUCAUCCACCCAAACUCCUCCCACCUUCAUACCUUUUUUUUUCUUCACUUCAUCAUCACCAUUUCGACGCCGACCGAUUGGUACCUGUACCAAUCUCGCGAUUUCACUUCUUUCAUAUUACUGUCUACUUUCACAUUUAUUACAUUCAUCAUCUGAAAUCGCCUUUCGAGUGAUUAUUCGGCGUCACACCCGAUAAUUCUCACCUCAUUUACUAUCCCGUCCGUUCUCUCCACGACAGGUCGUCAAUACCGACACCAUGCCGCCUAAUUCAUUCGCCGAGUGGAUUGUGGGCCGCAAUUGUAUACCGAGGGACAAAAAGAAGUCCAAGACUCAUACGUCAAAUAAAAAUCGAGAUGUCUGGAACCUGGCGCUCAACACCAACGACAGGGCGCAAUCCGACACCAUCCAGCUGACCUACCCAAGAACCGGACGUUCCACCCGGGUUGUGAGCGUCAACGACACGGACCAAGUUCGACGCAUACAUGAUAUGCACCAAAUUAAGCAACUUCCCGUCGUAAUUCCUGUUGACUCGGAUACUGAAUCCGAUUCGUCUGAGGAAAGUUGCGACUGCACCUGUUGCUCUCAAGCUGUUUGCUGCUGCCCAUACAACUGUUGUUGCUCGCAGCAAAAGGAUUCAAAUAAUACCAAGCAAGUCACCUUCAAUGAUACGAAACAGGAGUAUGAGUAUAAUAACCAUGACACCAGUCCGGCGGUCAUAAACGUCAAACAGGAAACCAAGCAACCCCAGGCGCCGCAAGCAGAUAACAGCAAGCAGAUCACCUAUAAGACCGAGCCUGCAACCGACGACGCAACUAGUGAAAGCGAAGCCGAGGCAAGUCCUAAGAAGGAAACCCCAAAGAAAAAGGGGAACGCUAAGGGCAAGAAUAACCAAGAAGCCGCAAGACCAGCCACCCAGAAAGGUCAGCAAAAUAAACAGCAAGGAAAUCAAGGAAAGCAGCAAGGGGGGAAAGCCAUGAAUAAGAACUGGAACGGAAACAAAUCCGCAAAACUCUUCGCCGAUCUCGAUGUUGAUGAUGCCCAAGACGUAGAGGAAGACGGGGCAAGACAAAGACAAAGAGAGGAACGAAGGGAGGCGGUGCGCCAAUCUGCUCUUACACCUAGAACCCGUCAAGCCAACUCUCUUCUACCGCCUCAACGCCGUGUAUUAGACGUCGAGCACCUAUAUGAGACGGAUCAAGACCCUCGACCUAACGCAUUCUUCGACAAUGUCAAUAGCUCUGCACGCGUAUACCACGGGCCAGCUUAUGGUAACCCAUACGGUGGAAUGUAUCCCAGCGGAGUUAACAAUCAACCGGGACCAGGCGCGUUUGGAAACGGGCCACAGAAUAUAAUGCAAGAUGCAUGGGGCAACAGGUAUAUACCUGCUUCUGGUAGACAGCUUGGACGACCUCUUGGACCGGCUCCUCCUCCCCAUAUGCGACAACAGGCUCCCCAACCCCAACCCCAAAUAAACCCAAACAACUGGUACCAAGGAGACGGGUGUGUGAAUAUAGGCGAACCCGUCAUGAAAUCCCCCCCCGCAAAACCUCAAGCCACCAAAGUUGCACCCCCCAGCGACCGUGGUGGUCAAUCAAACGUGAUGCCCACCGUUGAGCGUGCGAGCUCCCAUGGCUCAAACAAAAGUAUGAACCGUACUAAGAAUUGGAGAAACGGCAACGGUAGCUGGAACGGCGAGAAAAAGGAUCUUCUCAGCAGUCUAAAUGAUAUGAUUCUAAACGACAGGGUUGAAGCGAUUGCUAGGACAUCGAAUCAGAGUAAGAGUAGGAGUAAGACUGCGAGCAAAGAGCCUACCCCGAUGUCUGGGGCAUGGGGCAAUCAAAACCGGGAGAACCAAAGCGGUGGAGAUUGGGCGCCUGGUAACGACCAGGGCUGGGACGGCAAUAACGCUGGCGAGUGGGGAUUCGGUGAUGGUAAUGACAACGGCAGCAACAACGGCAACGGCAACGGCAACGGCAACGGCAACAAUAGCCCGCGCCACAGCCCCAACAAUGUCUUUGGUGGCGCUAUAUGUGGUCACGAUAACAACAGCAAUAACGGUAACGGAUUCGGCAGUCACAACGGUAGCCGCAAUGGCAGUCGUAACGGUAGCGGCGGUAGUUACGGGUACCCACCUAGAAAUCACGUACCCGGUAGCUGGCCAGCUACAUCCCCAGCCCGCCCCAAGGGCCGUCAUCUGAGUCCAGACAACGUUUUCGGAGACGCCGGAAACGCUAGCGAGUGGCCUAACGACUUCGGCGACGGCGACGGCAAUCAGCGCUCGGGCUGGCAAGACCCUACUGCGGCUCAGAGUUCUGGCGGGGCCUUCGACAAUGACGAUAACAAUGGCGGUGCGUGGGAUGCCGAGGGAACCUGGUAGGACGGCACUAGUUUCCUCCAAGCGUUCGACUUUCGCGGAAUGGUUAGGGAGUUAGGGGUCGCUUCUUGUAUGAGUUUAUUUUUCAUUUACAUGAUUCUGCAUUUUCUCCUCAAUUUGCUGU
This is a messenger RNA of Hypoxylon trugodes, 2583 nucleotides long. RefSeq lists its product as uncharacterized. Bases 342 to 2462 code for a protein of 706 amino acids. NCBI's taxonomy places the organism in Eukaryota, Fungi, Ascomycota, Sordariomycetes, Xylariales, Hypoxylaceae. The transcript has 2 exons. The record is from RefSeq and is a predicted model, not a curated record.